AUGCCCGAUCUGCGUCGCCAGAUCUUCGAGAGCGGCAAGACCGUGUCGCGCAAGGCGGCUUCUCGCGAGGGUUCUCGUAAGACCUCUCGCGCCGGCUCCAAGCAAACAUCUCGCCAAUCCUCACGGGCUACGAGCCGACACCCCUCAGACGACGAUGAGGCCGGAUAUGCCUCUGACGACACUGCGAUGAGCAUCGGCUCUUUGGACGAUGAAAAUCCCGAGCAGGAUAAUGAAGACUGGCCCCAAGAGCUGGGCGAUCGCAUCCAAGAACUGAUCGACCGCAAGCGCAGCAGCGUCCAGGGCCGCGAGGAGGCCUUGGCGGCAUUCUGCCGGCUGACCAAAUACCACUAUGCCCUCGAAGAAAUCGGCUCGCAUGUGCAGGAUCUGCUCAGCACGUUCGCACGGAGUGUCCGAUCUGAAACCAGCAUUCGGGAGGCAACGUCCGCUCUGCGCGCAAUCGAACUGCUUGCCAUCACGUCCAGCGACGACAAGAUCUACCUGAAUACGGAGCAGCUGCUGACCCGCGCUAUUCGCGACUCCAGCUCGCCCGUUGUCAAGGCCGCAGCGAUCAAUUGCCUGGGAGCAUGCACCCUGUUCGGUGGUGCUGGCGAAGAGAGCAUUCUUGAUCAGAUGACAUUCCUGCUGGACAUUGUGGCCUCGGAUGGCCAGUCGAUUGACGCAUCAGACGAUGUUACUGCCGUUAGUGCCGCUUUGCAGAUCUGGGGAUUACUUGCGACGGAAAUCGAGGACUACGAGAAUGACAGUGAAGAAGCCGCCCAGAUCUUCAUCGACCAGCUGGACAGUGGAGACUCCGGCGUUCAGAUCGCCGCCGGUGAAUGUAUCGCUCUCCUAUAUGAGAAGAGCUACACGCCCCAAGAAGACGACGAAGAUGAUGAGAUUAGUGAGGGUGAUGAAGACGAUGAGCACGGUCUUAUUGACCCGACCGGCCCUAAGCUGAUCAAGCGAUACAAUGCCUAUCACAACACUCCCGAGCUCGAGCGGCAAUUACAUUCGCUGGCAACUGUGCACUCCAAGCGCAUCAGCAAGCGCGACAAGAAGUCCCUGCACAGCAACUUUACAUCCAUCCUCACCACCGUCGAGAACCCCCGUCGUGGCCCGCGAUACAACAUGGCCAUUGACCAGGAUACCAACCGACACUACGGAAGCACACUUACUGUCAAGAUCGGUCGCCACGGUAUUAUGAGCAUCGAUCGCUGGUGGAAAUGGGUGCGUCUGACCUCUCUUCGCCGUAUCCUGCAGGGCGGCUUCGCCGAACACUACUACCAGGGCAACCGCGCUGUCCUCGAGAGCCUCCCCGUGAUGAUGCGCAGCGUGAACGACUCCCGGUCUGGAAACGGCGACCGACAGAGCGCUCGCAAAGCCGCGAAGAUGCGCAACUCUCGACACUGGACUGCCCAUGCCUCGGAUGACGAUGAGUAG
Penicillium argentinense is the source of this 1440-nucleotide messenger RNA. Its product is annotated as IFRD domain-containing protein. The record is from RefSeq and is a predicted model, not a curated record. The coding region runs from base 1 to 1440 and encodes 479 amino acids. The transcript has 2 exons. Lineage: Eukaryota; Fungi; Ascomycota; Eurotiomycetes; Eurotiales; Aspergillaceae.